UAUGAUUGGUGCGUUGAACUCAGCUGGUGGGCCCAGGCGACUCAUACUCCUCCCCUUCUCUCUUUCCUUUCCUGGUUCUACAGUCUUUUAGAACAGCAAUUAAUUAAUUGGAAGUGAAAAACGGACGAGGUGAUGACGGCCGCGGAUGCGACGACGUCGUCUUCACCGUCGAUGACUGCAACGAUCCCGUCAAACCUCCCUCUCAUCGCUGCGUUCCUCGCCUGCGCUCUCGCUCAGUUCCUCAAGCUCUUCACCUCCUGGUACAAAGAAAGGAGAUGGGAUUCGAAGCGAAUGCUCGAUUCCGGCGGAAUGCCGUCGUCGCAUUCGGCCACAGUGACGGCUCUGGCGGUCGCCAUUGGCCUUCAAGAUGGCGUCGGAGGACCCGCUUUCGCCAUUGCUCUGGUCUUAGCAUGCAUUGUGAUGUAUGAUGCCUCCGGAGUGAGACUUCAUGCUGGUCGGCAAGCCGAGUUGCUGAACCAAAUUGUGUACGAGCUUCCUCCAGAGCAUCCUUUGUCCAGUGUUAGACCUCUGCGCGAUUCACUUGGACAUACUCCCUUGCAGGUUGUUGCUGGUGCCGUGUUGGGAUGCAUAGUGGCAUAUCUAAUGAGUAACAGCAAAUAAGAUAUCUUAUGACCGAUACCUGAUUCUUUGAGCUUCAUACUGAUUAGCCGUUGACUAGAGGCCGUAGUUUUGGCAUGGGCAAGGGCAGUGAAAGAGCUGAUGUAGGAUGAGUUCCUAAUUGUUGAAAGCAUGUAAAGGUGUUUACAGAAUAGGGGCCUCCACCUAGAUGCUGGGGUGGGGGACUAUUUUUUUGAUGGAUUUGAACAUUGUUGCUGUGUAUACAGAAGUUACCUUCACUUAAUAAAAGACAACCCUUUGUGAAA
Molecule: messenger RNA, 884 nt
Organism: Prunus mume (Japanese apricot)
Lineage: Eukaryota; Viridiplantae; Streptophyta; Magnoliopsida; Rosales; Rosaceae
Source: RefSeq, a predicted model, not a curated record